Cucurbitaria berberidis CBS 394.84 is the source of this 1278-nucleotide messenger RNA. RefSeq lists its product as uncharacterized. The record is from RefSeq and is a predicted model, not a curated record. The coding region runs from base 136 to 1038 and encodes 300 amino acids. The transcript is spliced from 4 exons. Lineage: Eukaryota; Fungi; Ascomycota; Dothideomycetes; Pleosporales; Cucurbitariaceae.
AACACUGCCUGUGCUCCCUCUUCGACCGCCGUCUACAUUCCCUUUCUCAGCUUCACCUUUGCCCUGUCCUUGACUUCUCAGCCUACUAAUUCGCUGCGAUUGUGUGCCCCUCAAAUAACCAACCAAGAGGUCAACAUGACCUACACUAGAAAGCAGGUUGUCACUUGCCUCAGCGUUCUAUAUCUCAUCAUCGCGACCGGGCUGGCGGGAUAUGCCUCGUCUCGCGCAAACGCUCGCUCCGUGCCCAUCUCUGACACGCUCACGGGCUUCGUCACUGCCCUACCAUUCAUCGCUGGCCUAUUCCUCGAGUGCGGCUACGACCUCACUCGCCGUCAGGAGCGUCGGCAACAUCUGAGCCGUGGCGAGAUCCAGCGACCACCGCUAGUCAUCAUCGCAAACACCAUCAUCUUCAUAUACUCGAGCGUCGUCAUCACUCUUCUCGGCACACAUGCCGCCCCGCCAUCUGGGCUAGACUGCGGCCUGCGAGGACGCUGGCAGACGCUGUUCAAGCAAAAAGACGCAGAUGCCAUCAGGAAGAUCCAGGAUGCCUUCAAGUGCUGUGGCUUUGCCAAUUCACGAGACAUGGCCUGGCCAUUCCCGGAUAGAAGCCAUGACCAGCACGCCUGUGAGAGCGCGUUUGGCAGGACGAGUGGAUGUCUAGGAGCGUGGAAAGCCGAGGAGCAGCAGAUUGCAGGCUUGCUCAUAGGAGUGGUUGGCAUGGUCUUUAUCUGGCAGUUUGCCAUCAUCGCUAUACCCACCCAGCGCGAGUCCUGGCUUCACCGCGUUGCCCCCGAUCGAAUCUCUCGCAUGAUCGCUGACGAGAGACACGGCGGCAGUGAGGAGCCUCGACGCGCCAUUGAUUACGUGCCGGGGUACAACCGCUAUUCCGAUCGCGUCCAAGAGGAGGAUGAACAGGACGACGAUCUGAACUCCAGACGUGCCAUCGAGGAAGGCAACCGCCGGCUCACCAAUGCUUUGCCCGGACCUCUCGACCGGGAUCAGCAGCCUACGGUCGAGAACGAAUGGGCUCGGGCUUGAAAUGAACGGUCCCAGCCAGACCUCUGCACAACAUCUGAUGUUAAAGCAUUCAUGCUUGAUUUCGGUGUUUUGAGGACAACGGAAUACCGAACUAAUCAAGCAUGUGGCAUUGUAGUUUGAGUAGGGCAGCUGAAGGAAGACUGAAGUUCAGCGCACUCAACACAAUGUCCAGGGUAGUGUGCAAUAUAGGCUACACUCCAAUACAAUGUAUACCCAACCACUGCCUACCGUCAAGACAUA